AUGAUAGUGAUAAGUCUCAUUGCAUUUUCGCAGCUGAUAUUGUUAGCAGUGAUAGCAAACGAUGAAAUGAAUAUAUUUGAUGAGACAUAUGCAAGCAUUACGGUACCGAAGAAUUACCGGAAAAAUCAUGCACUUCCGUUUGCCUCACCUUCCAUUAUUGCUGAUGCUGAAGAAAGUUUUCGUUUAUCAUUGCAACAAACUGAAUAUUCGAACGCUUUCACUAUUAUUCCAAAAAUUAUUAUCUCCGGUCAGCAAUUUGAUAUUAUUCUUGAUGAUGCACACAUCCUUAAUGUUGCUGAUAAAAUAACACUUCAGGCUGAAGCAAAAUCAACAAGUACCUCACGUCAAGGUAUUUUCACAUUAGAUAUUAACGUAAACAAUGCCGUGAAUAAGCGAUUAUUUGAAGCUGACCAAUAUAUGUUUGAGUUGUCAACGUUUUCUCGAACUGCUAAAAUUGGCACUAUUAAACUGAUUAAUGGAAUUUCAGCUAGAGAUGUUAAAUAUACAAUAUAUGGAAGCAUGGCUAAUUAUUUUUCAUUGGAGCCAAAAGUUGAUAAUAUCAUUGAAUUGAUAAGUUUGGAGUGUCCAUCAGAAUGUCACAAAAUACCGCGACAAUUUGCACUUAUGAUUAGAGCAAAAAUUGAUAAUCGUAAACAACCAUAUGAUAUACCACUAUCAAUUAAAUUUACUGCCAAUGAUGGUGGACAAAGACCACAUUUUAAACAAAGUGUAAUUUCUCUAAAUCUUAAAGAAAAAUCAUUAAUGAAUAAUCCACUGCUAAUGGAAGUUGACAAUCCUGAUAAUGUCAAUGUCACUUUUAUUCUCAAUGAUUAUAAUCGAAUUUUUGAAAUUAAUGAAAAAUUUGGUGUUCUUUCAAUUCGAAAUAGUGAAUUAUUAACUGUUGAUAAUCUUGGUGAACACUUCAAUAUGUCUUUAUCAAUUUCAAAUGGAAAAAAUAUUAUUGAUACAGCAAUUAUUAUGAUUACACUUAAUCCAAUCAUUGAUCAACAAAUUAUGGCACCAAAAUUUUCACAUAAUAUUUAUGCAUUUGCGGCAAAACCUGGCGAAUCUUUUGUUGGUCAAGUGUUAGCGCAAAGUUCAGAUAGCGAUAUAACAUAUCGCAUUGCUGAAGGUGGCGCAACAUUAUUUCAAAUUAAUUCAACUGAUGGACGGAUUUUCUAUUAUGGUUCACUUAGCAAAGACCCACGUAAUUAUGAAUUAAAGGUUGUAGCAAUUGAUGAAAGCUCACCACCAUAUAUUGAUGUAGCACUUGUUCAGGUAUUGAUUGCUGGUUUAGGAAGUUCACCAGCAAAAUUCGAAACUAAAGAACCUGUUUUAGUUGCAAUUAAUAAAACAAGUGGCGCCGGAACAAUGCUUCAUCAAUUUACUGCAAUAGACGCUGAUCCGAAUGCAAAAGUGAUGUAUUCAAUUAAUUCACUGAAAGCUUACGAUGAUCUUGGUAAUGUCAUUCCGGAUUCAUCCCAACUGUUUGAGCAUUUCCGUUUUCGUAAAAAUGGUCUCAACGAUGGGACACUACAACUUACAAAAAGCUUCAAAAACACUUCCAUUAUGGCAUUUUUGGCAAAUAUUAGCGCUACUGAUAUAAGCCACCCGGAUGAACCGGAUGAUAAAGCAGAAUUAAUAGUUCAAUUGAUAGUACCGGAAGAGCAAAUAUCAGAUGCGGAUCUUAUAAAAUUUGAUCAAUCACGAUCAGUUAUUGAAAUACCGGAAAGCACAAUUCCUGGCACCUAUAUUUAUACCGUAAAUGUAAAACCGCUUCCAGCUAAUUUAGCCAGAAAUCAUCGUAUUGUAUAUUCAGUAUCGAAAGGACAUCGUGCUUUUGUCGUAAAUCCAAUAACAGGUGUCAUAACAACAGCAGCAAAGUUACGUACUGGAAUUGAUUAUAAUCUUACCAUUACCGCCACUAAUCAAAAUACACAAAUGACAAGUUCAACAUCAAUUUUAAUCAAAGUUAUACCAACAAUAAAGCAACGUAUUCCAAUAUUCCCAAAUGAAUCCUAUAUUUUUAAUAUUACCGAAAAUGCUCCAAGCGGAACCAUUGUGGGUACUUUAAUUAAAUCAACAAAUACUACAACCAGAAUUAAGUAUACAAUUGCUGGGAAUGAAAAAAAUUAUUUUAAAAUUGAUAAGAAGGGUACAAUUCGUACACUUACGCCAUUUGAUUAUGAGAAAAAACCCAUAUUUCACUUUUUCAUAAAUGCAUAUUGUGAUAAUGGGCCAUUUACGUCAUUUACGUCAUUACCGAUAACGGUUAAUGUGUUAGAUGAAAAUGAUGUUAAGCCUCGAUUUCUGGAACGAUCAUUUGCUGCAACAGUGAUGGAAAAUAGUCCAAUAAAUACAUUUAUAAUUAAUGCUGUGGCAAUUGAUAGUGAUUCAAAUGUGGAAUAUUCACUAAUGAUGAAUAGUGAAUCAUCAGCUUUAUCAUCUUUGCUUCACGUUGAUGGAGAUGGUACCAUUCGUAAUGUGGAACCAUUACUGGGAUUAGAAGGAAGGUAUCAAUUUGCAAUCAUUGCCCGAGAUGACCGACAUACCGGUGCAUCUGCUACCAUUUUUCUCACUAUCUUGCCAACCUCAAAAUGUCAACCAACUUUUUUAGAAAAUGUUCCAAAUGUCGUUUAUGUUAAUGAGAAUGAAUUUCCGGGUUCAACACUAGCAAAAUUCGAGGGUACAGUGUCAAGUAAAGAUUGUCCGGUAACUUAUGCAAUAUGGAAUGGCAUGAAAUAUGUUGGUGAAACGGAAUUAUUCACAAUUGAUUCAUUAACCGGUGAAUUAAAAGCUAAAGAAAUGUUUGAUUGCGAGGAGAACGAUCGUCAUGCUCUUGUUGUUGCUGCAUUCAGCGGUGAUUUGUUUGCUGAAUUAGACGUUGAAAUUCGUAUUAUUGAUCAAAAUGAUAAUUCAAUAGAAAUUAUUGAUAACAAUGUGCUCUUCAGUAUACGUGAAGACGAAAAUGUUGGCCUUUUAAUAACCAAAAUCCGAGCAUUUGAUCGAGAUAUCAAUGAUAAGGUUUAUUUUCACAUGAAAGAUGACAAUAAAAAGUUUACAAUUGGCCAUAUGGAUGGUAUUUUGAAAUUAGCAAAUGAAUUAGAUCGAGAAGAGCAAGAUUUCUAUGAGCUUCACAUAAUGGUAACUAAUUCGGAGGGAUUACCAGAUAACGAGAAUGAUGCUGCGUUUGCUACUGUUCGAAUUAUGAUAUUAGAUGUAAACGACAAUGGACCAGUAUUUGAAAGCAAUAUAUAUACAAAAGCAAUUCCACGUGAUGCAAUAGCAGGGAUGGAAAUUGUUAAAGUUUUAGCAAUGGAUCCGGAUUUGAUCAAUGCUUCUUCACCGAAUUCUGAUUCGGUACGCUACCGGAUCGAUGAAACAAUUUAUCGAUAUGCUGAUCGAGUUAGACAAGUAAAUGGUUUUGUUAAUGUGGAUGAGAAAUCCGGAAUUAUACGACUGGUGCAAUCGCCAUACGAUUCAGCUGGUGGUAUAUUUGAAUCACGUAUUGCUAGCACCGAUCUUUCUGAUAUAAUUUCUCAUGUUGCUACCACCAAAUUGAAAGUAUAUUUUAAUAAUUUCUUUUUGACUUUUUGA
Molecule: messenger RNA, 3597 nt
Organism: Brugia pahangi
Lineage: Eukaryota; Metazoa; Nematoda; Chromadorea; Rhabditida; Onchocercidae
Source: the annotation of a GenBank genome assembly